Episyrphus balteatus (marmalade hoverfly) is the source of this 471-nucleotide messenger RNA. RefSeq lists its product as uncharacterized. The coding region runs from base 4 to 471 and encodes 155 amino acids. Gene Ontology annotation, molecular function: odorant binding. Lineage: Eukaryota; Metazoa; Arthropoda; Insecta; Diptera; Syrphidae. The transcript is spliced from 3 exons. The record is from RefSeq and is a predicted model, not a curated record.
AAAAUGUUGAGUGUGGUUCAAACUUUAUUUGUAAUUUUAAUUACCGCUCAUGUUCAGUGUUUUCCAAAUGAAUCAUCCGAUUCCUUGGAAAUAAAGCAAACUUUUAUUGAAAUGACUGGAUGUCAUGAAAGUGAAGGUGUAACAAUGGAAGAAGCAAUAGAAUUCACAAGUAAUGAUAAGGACUUGGAAUAUGUAAAUCAACUUGUUGAAAAACAACCGAAACUUAAAUGUUUUACGACGUGUAUUUUUGAAUCUUUGGAUUUAAUGAAAGGAUGUUUGGUGAUGGUUGGUAGUGAAUUUGAAGAAGGCAUGAAUGAAAGUGAACGCAAUAGUACACUGAAAAAAUGUACUAUUCAAAUGCAACGUUGUGCUGGUAAAACACUUGGAAUCAAAGAUAGAUGUGAAUGUGGAUAUAUUAUGGCUAAAUGUAUGGCAGAAUGGGAAGAAAAUGAGAAAAAGAUGAAAACCUAA